AUGCUCUUCUGGCUCAAGAUUUAUCUUCAUUGGUUUAGGAGAUGGCCUGAGCGAGCUAUUCUCUUCCCGGGUAUCCCUACUAAAACAAUAUUAAAAAAGGAGCAACAAACCACAGAAAUUCAUGCCAAGGAUUCACAUAAAGUUCAAUUACAGACCUGGUUUUGUUGGUGGACAAAUGCAUCCAAGAAAAAUCGCAGCUUAAAGAAGGAUAUGUCCAUCUUUGAAGCUGCACUGGUACUGAAGUCGCAUACAAAAUCCACUGAAGAGAUAUACAUGGACAUGGUCUAUAAUGAAUGGAUCAAACCUCUCAUCAAGGCCAAACAAGAGGCAGGUAACAUAAGUACAGCUGGCCAGCGCAUGGCAUUGGGCCAAAAGUUUUGCAAGGAGCUCCUGGAAGACAAGUCAGACCAGGUUAAGGAUGAAGUGAGAGAGAAGUAUGAUAAACAGAAAAAGGUAAAGAGGGUCAUAUUAGACAAUGAAGAUGACAAUGAUGAAACUGAUGCUGAUGCCAUCGCAAAAAAAACUCAAUUCAUAGUCUCCUUCAUGUGUGCUGGACCAGAGCCGAGGCAUGAUUGGGACAUUGUUUCAUUAUCGUGCCAUCCAUCAGAAACCCCCGCUGGGAGUAAUUUUUCUCAAUUGUGCCCUGACAAGGACAACACCUUCCUUGCGGCAUACCAGCAAUACGCUGAGUUGAUAUUCUCUGUGAACAAGUGUAACCCACUACUGCCAGGUGUUGAAGAUGACAAUGAGCUUGAAGAGCUUGAAGGAUGCGACAAUGGUGAAGAGGAUGGAGGAUGUGAUGGUUCCAUGGAUUGGAAUAUUCCAGGUCUUUAUAUUGUUUUGUGCCCGCCUGAUUCUAAGCACAAGCGCAAGUCGAAGCUCCCAGCUGCCGAAGUCAAUUGCAAUCCUGCUAUAGAACCCACCCCCACCAUCACGCCCAUGAACAUGGCCAAACCCAAGGCUAAACCCAAAGCAAAACCUCUCACCAAGUCUGGUGCAGUAAUGGAGACAUUGCAUGCUACUGCUGAUGAAGGCAAUAUGUUGGGUCAUUUGACUGCCUCCCAACUUGACUAUGAGCAGCAUGAUUCCUGCAAAGAAAAGGCAAACGAAGGCAUGAGUCCAUGUCUUCAUGUCAUGAUCACAAAUUUGCUUCUUGUACCAUAG
Molecule: messenger RNA, 1164 nt
Organism: Suillus subalutaceus
Lineage: Eukaryota; Fungi; Basidiomycota; Agaricomycetes; Boletales; Suillaceae
Exons: 7
Coding region: 1-1164 (387 amino acids)
Source: RefSeq, a predicted model, not a curated record